Salvelinus namaycush (lake trout) is the source of this 3035-nucleotide messenger RNA. RefSeq names its product T-box transcription factor TBX6L-like. The record is from RefSeq and is a predicted model, not a curated record. Gene Ontology annotation, biological process: cell fate specification; heart looping; positive regulation of DNA-templated transcription. NCBI's taxonomy places the organism in Eukaryota, Metazoa, Chordata, Actinopteri, Salmoniformes, Salmonidae. Gene Ontology annotation, molecular function: DNA-binding transcription factor activity, RNA polymerase II-specific; RNA polymerase II cis-regulatory region sequence-specific DNA binding. Gene Ontology annotation, cellular component: nucleus. The transcript has 9 exons. Bases 296 to 2059 code for a protein of 587 amino acids.
UGCCUCACUGCCUAUACUGAACACCAACCUCCCCCUACCUGCACCCCUCUUUUCACACAACAACAUUUAGGCUACUCUAAACUGUAUAAAGAUCAAAGUGGGGUUCUGAUUGAUGUUCCAACACUUAACACACACACACACACACACAUACACACCUCUGUCUUCUUCCAUAUGGGAGGGAAAGGUAUAGGGGAUAGCUGCCCUAAUCACAUCUCAAGUGCAUAUCACUGAGUUCGAGUUUGGAGUAAAUCAGAGAGGAAUUAACAACAAGAGCGCUGACUGGAGCUCCAAGGCCAUGUAUCUGCAUGAGGAGAGGCUGCUGUGUGGUGACUACCCACUCAACUCUCAGCCCAGGAACUAUGGCUAUUGUCCACCAGAUUGGAAAGAUGCGGUUCGACGGGGCCAGUCUUGGAACCGCGGUGGUAAAGUCGGGUGUGAACCCGAGCUUUCAGCUCUUCAAGUUCGGGUGUCGCUCCAGGGUCGCGAGCUAUGGGAACAAUUUGGCGAUAUAGGAACUGAGAUGCUCAUCACCAAAACAGGAAGGCGUAUGUUUCCGAGCUGCAGAGUCACUGUGACAGGGUUGAAUCCUCAGGCAAAGUAUGUGUUGAUGAUGGACAUGGUCUCAUUUGAUGACGACAAAUACAAGUGGAGCAGGGAUCGCUGGGAAGUGAGUGGUAUGACCGAGCCACAUCUUCCCAACCGCUUCUUCAUCCACCCAGACUCUCCCUCCCUGGGGGAGAGGUGGAUGCAAUACCCCGUCUCCUUCCACAAGCUCAAACUCACCAACAACACCCUCAACUCCAGUGGCCUGGUGGUUCUUCACUCCAUGCAUAAGUACCAGCCCCGUCUGCACAUCGUCCAGUCUCCAGACCCCUAUAACCCUCUGUCAGGGGGCUACCUGCGCUUCACCUUCCCCGAGGCAGCUUUCAUAGCUGUCACUGCCUACCAGAACUCAGAGAUAACAAAGCUCAAGAUAGACAACAACCCCUUUGCAAAAGGAUUUCGUGACAAUGGGCUGAACAGAAAAAGGUUCAGAGAAAAGGAAGGUCAGAGCUCCGAAAAACUAAAUGAAAGACAACUCCAGAUGGAAUUGAAAUCUUCAAAUGUAGGAUCCAGACCAGUGGAGUCAGAUGAUGAGGCUGAUGUCAUCGUCUCAAGCUCUAGCUCAGUGGAUUCCUAUGGUGCAGCAGGAUCCAGGACUGAUGACAUCACAUCUCUCUCUGCUGCACCUAACCCCUUAAUCUCUGCCUUCAUGAACUGGGGGGCUGCGGCUGCAGCCCUGCCCUGUGGCCAGGAGGGAUGGGGGGUCCAGGAUCCAAUGACCCACAACACCCACACAUACAACACACUUACUACCAGGGACUAUGGCAGCCCUGGGCAGCAUAACGAAGCCAGGCAUACUGGUUUAUCAAACGUUGCUUCUCCUCUCUUCCUCCCACACCCUCCACUGGGCCAGACUCACCACCUAGGGUCUGUUGGCUUCAGGAGGCCCCAGGCGCAGAGCAGGAAACCAGUGGGGCCUCACCCACCUCACCACCGAGGAGGUCCAAGUGGUCCAGCACCAGAACUCUCCCAUAGCCAUAGCCACAGCCACACAUCAGACCACCAGCCCCAGCAGCCACAGCCCCAUCAGGCUGAGUUUGACUACCCUCUCCCCCUGCCCCCAAAGGUCAGCAGGAUGUACCUACCUGAGAGUGCCCUGUGUAGCCUGGAGAUGAGCCCCUCCCCCUCGGGGUCCGGCAACCCUUGGUCCCUCACCGACAUGCUCAACAGGAUCCACAGCAGGGAAGGGUCUGGGAUCAACUCAGUAAGCCCCCAGGGGAAGCUGCUCCAGGCCCAGGCCCAGUAUGAGAGGCCAGGCCUGGAGCUGGGGGUGAACAGGGAGCUCCGGCCACCACAGCCCAAUCCACCACUACCUGAUCAUGAGCCAGAGUACCUGCCUCUCCACAACAUGAUGUGCUACCACCAGAACAGCUUGAUUGGCUUUGCUGGGCUGCUAAGAGACAACCAUGUGGACCCUAGAGUACCCUCCUGUAAGUCACCUAUGCCCGACUUAUAAGUGAUCUCUUGUUCAGUAAACACAACAGGUCAGGUAGACAUGAACAUUUUCCCCACCACUUGUGGACAUCUAGCAACAUCUCUGGGUAGACUUGAAGCAAAUUAAUAUGCAAUAUUGAGUCAUGUAUAGUUAUUUUUUCUUUGCUAUGUUAGACGUUGCAAAAAAAAUCCAUAGUUUUCAGUUGUAGAAUAGGGAAGUGGUUUGCUAGGAUAAGGAACUGGGGACUCUUUUGCCCUGACAUUAGAUUUUUAUAAUUUGUAAGGGGAGCUAACACCUAUGCAAUAGAUUUGCAUCAUGUCUUAACCGUCAACAUGUUUCCCCACUUUCUUGGGACAUUGUAAUUAACAGUAAAUAAUGAGUGAGAUUAUAUGUGAGAUGUGAAUGCAGAAGAGCAGUGGUUUAUCAAACAUACAAAAUUAUGUUUUUUUGGUUUUGAUGUUAAGGCUGAUAACAUUAGCCAUAUCCAUACUGUAUGUAUCGUUGUCAUGCUAGAAAAGUUGGCUACAGCACAUACAGCAUAGGAGUUAUGGGACGAGGAUAAUGUAACAGGCCACUGGUAACUGAUUCUCUGAAAGAAUACUGAGGAAACUGUAUGAGGUGGCAGAACAUUUAUUACAGGGAAGUGAAUAAUACUUUGCAACAGCAAGACUGGAGGGUCACAUGUUCACAUGCUGAAAUAUCCAUUUGGGACCAGUUUUCCAGUAGUAUGUAAUGUAAAAAUCUAUAUAAAUCCAAAAUAGACAAAUUAACAUAAACACAUUUAUUAAGUCUGAAUAGAUAUUGUAUAUUUCAAUAAUGUGCAAUCUUUUUUUAUAUAUAUACACUGUAUUCGGAAAGUAUUCAGACCCAGUUAUACAUUUGUGCAAAUUUAUAACAAUAAAAAAACUGAAAUAUCACAUUUACUUAAGCAUUCAGACCCUUUACUCAGUACGUUGUUGAAGCACCUUUGGCAGCAAUUACAGCCUCGAGUCUUCUU